Laccaria bicolor S238N-H82 is the source of this 1236-nucleotide messenger RNA. RefSeq lists its product as uncharacterized. NCBI's taxonomy places the organism in Eukaryota, Fungi, Basidiomycota, Agaricomycetes, Agaricales, Hydnangiaceae. Gene Ontology annotation, molecular function: oxidoreductase activity. The record is from RefSeq and is a predicted model, not a curated record. The transcript has 4 exons. Bases 1 to 1236 code for a protein of 411 amino acids.
AUGGCUAUCUCUGAAGUUGCAGACUCCCUCCAAUCUCUUACCAUCGACAAUAAAGCUUCUUCUUUUUCUCUUUCUGCUGCAACCCAACCUGACAUUGAAUAUCACCCCAAUGAAGAAAAAUGGAAAGCCAGAACAGCACGGCGACUAGCUCAGGACCCCUCUCUCCCCAAGUCCCCGUUGCAAGAGGGUUUCCCAACUCGGCUUGAAUCACCUCUCGUAUGGGAAGGGAAGGACUUGAAGGACGAAUUGGAGUGGGUGUACAACCUCACCCCAGAGCACCUGAAAGAGAUUGAUGACGCAGUUCAUCACUUCCAUAGCUUCUCUAAACCCCUAGGGCAACUAUCCAGCACCACGUUCCCCCUUCCCACUCUUGGCCCAAUUCUUUCCACCCUUGCACGUGCCCUGCACACAGGACGCGGCUUCUUUGUCCUGCGUACCAUCCCCGUCUCAUCCUACUCCCGUGAAGACAACAUAAUAAUUUACGCCGGUAUCUCAUCACACGUCGCAUCCUUACGCGGCGUGCAAGACCUCAACGCUGGAGUCCUAGCACACAUCAAAGACCUCUCCAAAACCCACUCGGCAAAAACCAUCGGCGCACCAGCCUAUACCACCGACAAGCAGGUGUUCCACACCGACGUUGGCGAUAUCGUUGCCCUCUUCGCAUUGGAGACCGCCCACGAAGGCGGUGUAUCCAGGAUCAGUAGCAGUUGGCAGGUAUACAACAAAUUAGCAGAGACAAGACCGGAUUUAAUCAAGACUUUGUCAGAGGACUGGCCUUUUGACGGAUUCGGUGGCGACCCUCCAUACACGCUCCGCCCCGUCCUAUUCCACCACGAUUGCAAAAUAAUAAUCCAAUACGCACGAAGGAACUUCACAGGUUUCCUUGGCCUCCCUCGAUCGACCUCAAUCCCACCUCUAACCGAAGCCCAAGCCGAAGCUCUCGAUACUAUUCAUUUCCUCGCGGAGAAAUACAAUUUGGGGCUCAAUUUCCAGAAGGGUGAUAUUCAGUACAUCAAUAAUUUGAGCGUUUUUCAUGCGAGGGAUGGGUUUGUCGAUACUCCUGAGAAGACACGCCAUCUUCUGCGUCUGUGGUUGAGGAACGAGGAAUUGGCAUGGAAGCUCCCUGAGAAGCUCGAGCCGAUUUGGAAGAGGUUGUAUUACUCUGCGACGCCUGACGAGCACCGAUUCCCUGUGGAGCCUGAGAUUCGCGCGGCUUCAAAGGGAUAUGCAACGUAA